UCUAGAAAAACCACAUAAAUAUCUCAAAACCUCACCGAAACCAGAAGUACAAAACUCCAAAACCCACUCACUCUGCGACUGUGAAAUUUUCGAUCAACGCGAAAAAAAAUGGCCAGGAAGUUCUUCGUCGGUGGAAACUGGAAAUGCAAUGGAACCACUGAGGAGGUGAAGAAGAUAGUGUCUACACUUAAUGAAGGCCAAGUGCCUCCCCCAGAUGUUGUGGAGGUUGUGGUAAGCCCUCCAUUCGUGUUUCUUCCGUUGGUAAAAAAUUUGUUGAGGCCUGAUUUCCAUGUUGCGGCACAAAAUUGUUGGGUCAAAAAAGGAGGUGCUUUUACAGGGGAGGUUAGUGCAGAGAUGCUUGUCAAUUUGGGCAUUCCUUGGGUUAUUCUUGGUCAUUCUGAGAGAAGACAAAUCUUAAACGAGACUAAUGAGUUUGUUGGAGAGAAGGUUGCAUAUGCUCUUUCAAAAGGUUUGAAGGUGAUUGCUUGUGUUGGAGAGACUCUUGAGCAGCGAGAAUCUGGAACUACUGUGGAAGUUGUUGCUGCACAAACCAAAGCAAUUGCAGAACGAGUUUCAAAUUGGGCUGAUGUUGUUCUGGCCUAUGAGCCUGUGUGGGCUAUUGGUACUGGAAAGGUUGCAACUCCAGCCCAGGCUCAGGAAGUACAUUUUGAAUUAAGGAAAUGGUUUCAUGCGAACAUCAGUCCUGAAGUUGCUGCUACAAUCCGAAUUAUUUAUGGAGGUUCUGUGAAUGGUGCAAACUCCAAGGAAUUGGCAGUUCAGCCUGAUGUUGAUGGCUUUUUGGUUGGGGGAGCUUCGUUAAAGCCGGAGUUCAUUGACAUUAUCAAGUCUGCUGAGGUUAAGAAAAGUGCCUAAGCUAUUUACCGGGUGUGAGUAGGUGUGAACUUGGAGCUUUCAUAUGGGGAUCUAUAGAAUCCAUGGGAUACAAUUUUACUUCUUGAGAUAAUAAGUUUCGUUUUGCAUUCAGAUCAGCAUCCCUGACUGGAACUGGAUUUUAUGUAUUAAUAAGUACUACUGAGUACUACUUUUUUUGCCUUUCAAAUCCUGUUUAUUAUAUCCAGUAGCUUCGUUCCCUACA
Quercus lobata is the source of this 1096-nucleotide messenger RNA. It is a transcript of the gene TPI, whose product is annotated as triosephosphate isomerase. The record is from RefSeq and is a predicted model, not a curated record. NCBI's taxonomy places the organism in Eukaryota, Viridiplantae, Streptophyta, Magnoliopsida, Fagales, Fagaceae. Gene Ontology annotation, molecular function: triose-phosphate isomerase activity. Bases 109 to 873 code for a protein of 254 amino acids. The transcript has 9 exons. Gene Ontology annotation, cellular component: cytosol. Gene Ontology annotation, biological process: gluconeogenesis; glycerol catabolic process; glycolytic process.